AUGUCCGAGUCAAGCCCGUUGAUCGGCCAGGAAGCCGACGAUGCCCGCAAUCUACGGGACCGCUUGGCAGAUAUCUUCCGCCCAAGACCCCUUCCAGGUACCGAGCCUGAUGAGGGAGGGGCACAGAAUGCACAAGGAUUGGGGAUUACAAGCGAACCGGAUGUGAGAACCCGUCUCCUCGAGUCGUACGACCGUUCGAACCCUGCUUGCGGUGAGAGACGGUGCAGCCAUGGUACAUUCUCUCCGCAUGUCGAAACCGCCGAGCGGCACGCAUACUUGGGAUCAUCACAUAGCCGCAUCGCAGGAAAUGGGACGAAUGAGGCCGGCGCAGCGUCAGGUGCCUUCCCUGGAGAUGGCAAUUCGGAUUCUCGCCAAGAUUCGGAAUACACUUCGCAAAUGAAAUCGUCUUUCUCGGCUCUAUCUAUGAAUGACUCUAAGAAACUCUACAUAUCAUAUUAUAUUCCUUUCUUCAAUUGGAUUUUACAGUACCAAUGGUCUUUCGUGCGUGGAGAUCUCAUUGCGGCAUUGACUAUCUCGUCUGUCUACAUUCCAAUGGCCCUAUCCUUGGCUUCCAAUCUUGCCCAUGCGCCCCCAGUCAACGGUCUUUACGCCUUUGUGAUACAUCCUUUCAUCUAUGCAAUCCUGGGAAGCUGCCCGCUCUUGGUUCUUGGUCCGGAGGCAGCGGGGUCUCUGCUCACGGGUGCAAUUGUAAAGGCUAGUAUCUUACCCACCGAUUCCCCGGAAGAUAUCACCGUGAAGAGUGCUAUGGUAGUAGGAAUUGCAACCGCGAUGACCGGCGCCAUGAUCCUCCUUGCCGGAUUAACUCGAUUGGGAUUCUUGGAUAAUAUGCUCAGUCGGCCUUUUCUGAGAGGCUUCAUUACAGCUAUUGGCUUCGUGAUUUUUGUGGAUCAACUAGUCUCGGAGCUGGGUCUCUCAGAGAGGGCGGCCGAGACAGGUGCUAGCCAUGGCACCACAGUUGAAAAACUGUCAUUCAUCUUGCGUAAUACUGGAUACAUUCAUUUUUUGACAGCUAUGGUUUCACUUGUCAGCUUCUCGACCAUUAUGUCAUUCAGAACGCUGAAAAAGUACUUGAUUCCCCGCUAUCCUCAAGUUGUUUACUUUCCCGACCGUUGCUUGGUCGUCAUACUGUCCGCAAUUCUGGCCGCAAAUCUCAAUUGGGAAGACAAAGGCCUCGAACUAAUGGGACACACUGAGAUCAGUGUCAACGGCCUAUUCGCCUUCCAAUGGCCAUUUCAGAUGAAAUACAUGGAACAUAUCCGGACCGCCAUGAGCAAGGCCUUCAUUAUAACACUGCUUGGAUUUUUUGAAUCUUCAAUAGCAGCGAAGGGCCUGGCUGAGGUCAAGACAGAUGGCAUUAAGGGUAUGAACAUUAGUGCCAAUCGCGAAAUGGUAGCGCUGGGUGUGGCAAACCUCGUGGGUGGUUGCUUUCAGACACUUCCCGCAUUUGGCGGGUAUGGACGCAGUAAGCUCAAUGCUCAAACUGGUGCUCGAUCUCCGAUGAGCAGCAUAUUCAUCAGUAUUAUCACUCUGAUCGGUAUCUUGGUGCUUCUGCCUUACCUUUACUAUCUCCCGAAAGCUGUCCUUGGCUCUAUGAUUUCAGUUGUGGCAUUUUCACUGGUUGAAGAAUGUCCCCAUGAUCUGAUUUUCUUUUUCCACCUCCGCGGAUGGACAGAGCUCAUGCUGAUGUUCCUCAUUUUUGUUUCAACCAUCUUCUACUCCCUUGAGCUGGGUAUGGCUAUUGGCAUUGGCGUUUCUGUCAUUAUCCUUAUCCGUCAUGCCACUCAACCUCGUAUUCAAAUUCUCGGCAAAGUCCCCGGUACCUCUCGCUUUGAGAACGCCGAACUUCGCCCUGAAAACGUCGAGAUCGUCGAGGGUGCCUUGAUCGUUAAGAUCCCAGAGCCCCUGACCUUCGCCAAUACCGGCGAUCUAAAGAACCGUCUUCGUCGACUGGAGCUCUAUGGAACUAGUCGAGCCCACCCGUCUCUUCCUCGUAUGCGCCCCGCUGAGUAUAACAAGAACAUCAUCUUCGACGUUCAUGGCGUCACCAGCAUUGAUGGCUCAGGUACGCAGGUCAUGCAUGAGAUCGUCAGGGCAUAUACAGAGGAGGAAACAAGAGUUUUCUUCUGCCGAGUCGCAAACGAGAACGUGUUUCGCAUGUUUGAACGAAGUGGCAUUGUUGAAGAGUGCGGUGGCAUGUUGCACUUUGUGCCUAGCGUCGACGAGGCUCUCCGUCUAGCAGAAUCAGAAGAACGCUGGGACGGAAACUAA
Penicillium angulare is the source of this 2289-nucleotide messenger RNA. Its product is annotated as SulP family inorganic anion transporter. Gene Ontology annotation, molecular function: sulfate transmembrane transporter activity. The transcript is spliced from 4 exons. Bases 1 to 2289 code for a protein of 762 amino acids. Lineage: Eukaryota; Fungi; Ascomycota; Eurotiomycetes; Eurotiales; Aspergillaceae. Gene Ontology annotation, cellular component: membrane. Gene Ontology annotation, biological process: transmembrane transport. The record is from RefSeq and is a predicted model, not a curated record.